AGGAGAAGCGGGCCCGAGCCCAUUCGUCCCAACUGACCGCCCGUCCCCCUCCCGCGACGGCAAUCAGCCAACCACACGCCGGUGAGGCGGUGACGACGUUCCCAGCUCUCAGGCGCCUCUCACUCGCUCGCGUUGGCUGCCAUGCUGCCCCUCGCUCACCCCGCCCGCCACCUCGACCUCCGCCCCCCGCUUCCGCGGCGCGCUCCCGCUCGAGCUCGCCUCCCCAACCGCGCCAGCGCCCGGACCCUCGCCCGAGGGCGCCCUCCCAGCACGGGGGCGGUCGAAACUGAAACCACCUCUACGAGCGGCGGCGGCGGCGGUGGCGGUGGCGGUGGCGGCGGCAGCGUCUUGUCGUUCCUGUGCCCGCUUCUCAAGUUCCUCGGGGGGGGCGAUCUGUCGCAGGAACGGAAUGACAUCGUGGAGGUUACCACAUCUUCGCUUUCAAGUUUAGCUAGAUUGCCAUGGGGAUCAAGUGUAGCUACUAACAGUGGAGAGAACAUUGAUUCAGCAACAAUUGCGCCAACUCUGCAAUUGUACGAGUUUGAGGCAUGUCCCUUCUGUAGGAGAGUCCGGGAGGCCUUGACUGAACUUGAUCUUUCUGCAGAGGUUUAUCCUUGUCCAAAAGGAUCAUUAAGGCACAGAGAUGUGGUCAAGAAAAUUGGAGGGAAGGAACAGUUUCCACUGCUUGUUGAUGCUGGUACUGGUGUUACAAUGUAUGAAAGUGGAGAUAUUGUGAAGUACCUGUUCACCCGGUAUGGACAAGGAAGGAGCCCUUCUUUUGGAAUCCUUGAGAGUACAAUUUUCACAGGAUGGGUGCCGACUCUUCUAAGAGCCGGAAGAGGAAUGACAUUGUGGAAGAAAGCUGGUCUUGUACCUGCUGAGAAGUUGGAACUCUUCUCGUAUGAGAACAACUCUUACUCAAGGAUUGUUCGUGAGGCACUCUGUGAAUUGGAGCUUCCUUAUGUUCUCCAGAACGUGGGAGAAGGAUCGUCAAAGAUGGAUUUGCUUCUAAGGAAAUCGGGUUCUAAACAGGUGCCGUAUCUGAUUGACCCUAACACUGGAUUCCAAUCGGGGGACCAUAAGAAGAUACUGUCCUACUUAUUCCAACACUACUCGAUUAGUAGCUAGUUACUAUCUCAGUCUCUAAACACACUCAGUCUCAGAAAUUUGUUGUCCAGUAGAAAGCAAACAUCCACAGCUUAACUGUAUAUGUAGUUAUGUACCAUGCUGUGAUCUUAGCUCCGCAAUGCCAGCGAUUUGUGGUUCUUGCGUCGCUUUUGAUCAUACAGCUAUACAAAGACGAGUGACGCGUGAAAUGGCAUGCACUGGCCCAAUGUAUCAGACGUGGUAUUUAAUUUUCUGUAUAUGUUUGGUUGCUGUACUUA
This is a messenger RNA of Phragmites australis (common reed), 1385 nucleotides long. RefSeq lists its product as uncharacterized. Gene Ontology annotation, cellular component: chloroplast. Bases 142 to 1128 code for a protein of 328 amino acids. The transcript has 10 exons. Lineage: Eukaryota; Viridiplantae; Streptophyta; Magnoliopsida; Poales; Poaceae. The record is from RefSeq and is a predicted model, not a curated record.